UUGCGUUACGUGUAGGUGAUGAAAGUCAUCAACUUUCCUCCACAUUCAUGAUGGGUAUUCGAUCUGUUGAAGCGGUGUAUCGUUGCAUAGAAAUUUGAAGUUAAUCUUGAAAUCCAAGCUAAGCGAAAUCAUCUCUCUUUCUCUGUGAAUCAAUCGGCGCCCUGUUCGAAUCCAGUAAUUGCUUGCAUACUUCCACCAAAAUGGACAAGAACAGUGGAGAUGUUGCAGAAGCAAAUUUAAUUAUAGAAAGGGAAUCGGUUGCAGAAGAAAACAACCCAGUUGAAGAACCAUAUGUAGGUAUUGAAUUUGACACUGAAGAGGCUGCUAAGAAAUUCUAUGAAAUCUAUGCAAGACACAAAGGGUUUGUAGUGCGUAUGGACCAAUGUCGUCGUUCUGAGGUUGACAAAAGAGUAAUUUCAAGAAGGCUUUCAUGCAAUAAGCAGGGUUAUUAUAACAUUCGAGAUCAUUCCAAGCCAUCCAGGAAACUGAGGAAAAGCACAAGGGAAGGUUGCAAUGCAAUGAUGAUGGUCAAGAUUAAUAAAUCUGGGAAAUGGGUUGUAACCAGAUUCGAAAAGCAGCAUACUCAUCCUCUAAUUGCUUCUGACCACCCUUCUUCUGUUUCCAUUGAUGUUAAAGAUAAGAGAAUUCAGAUAUUAACAAAUGAGUUGGCCCGCCAAGAUCGGUUAUGCAACCUCUACAGAGAGCAGAUACAAACAUUCCUAAACAACAUUGAGGAACAAAAUGAGCUUCUUACGACAAAGAUUCAAGUUGCUGUCAAUAACGUGAAAGAGUUAGAAAACAAGGCACAAAAGGAUUCAAAUGGUCAAUUGACCAUCCUUCCUUAAUGCAGUAAGUAUGUGCUAUUUCAUUUGCUACUCUUCCUUAGCAUGUUUCAGAUGGAGUAACUGGCAUGAUAUGUCCUCAAAUUGAUGAUACAUAGAGUAGUAAAGAAUGUUCAAACUAAAGUCAAUUGCUUGGUAUCUUGCAUUGCAGAUGUAUCCAAACCCUAUGUACUUAUACUAACAUAGAUUGAUUAGGGGUGUAAGCCUAAUUUUAUCAUUUUCACCUUUUAGUA
Molecule: messenger RNA, 1075 nt
Organism: Impatiens glandulifera
Lineage: Eukaryota; Viridiplantae; Streptophyta; Magnoliopsida; Ericales; Balsaminaceae
Product: protein FAR1-RELATED SEQUENCE 5-like
Exons: 3
Coding region: 201-845 (214 amino acids)
Source: RefSeq, a predicted model, not a curated record